AUGAUAACACUCGCACUGUUCGUGUCACUCCUCUUAGCGGUAACAAGGCUUUAUUCUGGUAAGUAUGUCCAUUUGGCUUCUAACAAUUUCAGUGUUAAUUUGACAAUUAACUCAGAGAUUUUCUUGUGCUAUUUGGUCAUUCGAGCGCUAUGGUCGAUGUUAGUUUUUUAAAAACUUUUUUAGGAGCGGCCGUGAAUGUCUCUAGUAGGGAGGGCGCAUUUAGACACCCACGGCGGCUUACGGCACAUUUCGUGUUAUCAUCCUCCGCCUUCGGCUACGGCUUACAAUACUUACAAAGACCUUGACCGACCUCAUUCAAUAAUUGGCUUGCAUUGUUCAUUAUCGUUAAGUCACAAGAGUCAAAAGUGCCCAAUUUGAUCCUUUUUAGCUUUGGAAUGCCCAGAAACGUGGAAAGAAUUUGAAGGCUUUUGCUACAAGGUUAUGGAUAGGCUUGGUUAUCGGCGAAGAUUUGCUUGGUCAACAGCUUUAAGCGGAUGUUUUGGGUUUGAAGGAGACCUGGUAAGUAUAUCGAAUGAAAAGGAAAUGAAGUUUGUCCAUGACAUGGCUUUCAAGGACGCAAACCGCACUUCUGUUUGGAUUGGGUUGGCGUAUCGGCAUCAAAAGGGAGGAUAUGUAUGGAACAAUGGAGAAUCGUUUAACAUUUCUGUUUCUGUCCAGCGGCUGAACAUGUCGAGAAUUGUUUAUGAAAAUAAAUGCGUCGAAAUCUUGAAAAGUGGCUGGAACCUCACCGAAUGUUGCAAGGAAAAUAAACAUCUCAUCUGCAAGAGACCGAAAGGUGAGUUGUUCCUGUGUGUGAACUCGACAUUGAAAAUGAUGGGGAAGUUCCAAUCGUACCAAGUACGACCAAAGCACAGGUAAAAUUUGAUCCAUUAAGGCGCUUAAACUCUUAAACGGACUUUAGAUAGCCUUUACGCCUUUAAAUUUUAGGCAGGCUUGAUUCUACCCUGAUAUUGGGCUUUUUCCAUUUGUUUUCUCGUUUUUUUUCACAGUCAUUUUAACCUCAAUUAUAACCUUGCUGGGUUAAAGGAGAUUAUUUGGUGGUUACAAUGCAGUUUUUGUCACAAGACCAGCCAAAGCCCAUAAUUAUACAAAUUUUACAUGUUAGAAUUACCACACCCAAACACAUAUUAAAGAUCCUAAUUUUUCUUGUAUUCUAUUUUUUAAAAAAAUUAAAUAUAACAACUGAUUGAUUACCGGGAAAUUUUAGAAUAUUUUAUUCCUUGUUCUCUGAUUCUCGUCCCAGUCACUCUAACGUUUACAGCAAUGCCAUGAUUCUUAUUGGUUUCAAACUAUUUGAUCUGUAAAUGUUUCACUAAUGAGGUCCAUUGGCUUGUUCUACUGGUUGGUUUCUCAAUGGAGUAUCCUGCUACAAGGAAAAUCAUAAAGAUACCUGGGAAGGUGCACGACAAGGGUGUACUGUUUCUGGAGGUGAUUUAGUGAAGGUUGAUGAUGAUAAUAAAAAACAAUUUUUGAUUCACUUCAUGGAGGUCACCGGUGUGAAGAAACCCAACGUAGAUGUAAGUAUCGAGUCAUUAACUCUUUGAGCCUCAUGAUCACAUGAACAGCAUGAAAUUUCUCCAUGUAAUAUUAAUGCAUUAUAAAACAUAGUAGUCACAAGAAUUAAUUAUAUAAGCACAUGAUCACCAGAGGUGAAUGCAACUGAUUCUUAAUAUAAUUACUCUUCCCACCACAUCUGUGGGAAAAGCGUAAGGACAGGAAAUGGACAUCAACUGGAGAUGUCAGGUUUUUUAUGCAGUUGAUAGAGCACGCUUAAGGCUAGGAUAAUAAAUUAUAAGAAGAGAUUUCAAAGAGGAAUGCGGAGAAAUCACAUCUUCUGUGUACUUCGUGUCACAGACCCAAUUGAAACAAUGAUGUAGACAGUUUUAAUUCCAUUUUCAUCUAUGUCUGUAUCUUGAAAAACGUAAAUGUUCAAAAGACCACGUUUCUCAGUUACUUUGGCAAGCUGAGCGUACAAACUGAAUUAUUUUAAAAUGCAAGUUUAUCGUUCACACAUACAUACAUUCCAAGCAAUGCUGGUGAAUUUGAUAAAAAACCAGUUGCUCUGCCUCUCAUUAGCUGAGACGUCUUGAUCUAAAAUGCUAUCUUGAUUGAAUAACGAUAUAUACCCUUCUUGACAAAAAUUAUUAACUUAAUUUGAUUGUAAGUGAUCAUAAUUAAGUAACUGUAUACUGUCAUAUUGGCAGUCUUGGCCGAGAAGUGAACAUGAGGUUAACCCUGGUUUUCACUAGGGCAUAAGCACAAGCACGAGCAAAUGUGUAAGCAAGUGAAAAAUGGGUCGACAUAAGCACAAGCAUAAGCACAAGGCCGUGGACCAAUCGUAGGCCACUUUGACCCAGACCUCAUGCGAACAUAUCAAAAGCAAUAUGGCGGACGCUUCGUCCGCCAUCUUGUUUAUCAUUGGGUUGAGGAGAGCUGGUGUCGAGAAUUGAGUCAAAAAUGCCAUUCUGCGCGUGCGUAUGUCUUUAUGUUUAUGCUGAUGCGCUUGUGAAAACCAGGUUUAACAAAUUGAGAAAAAUAGGCUUUUUUCAAAACAUCCUUGUCAACAUGGUAACGAUCGAAAUCUUACUUCGAAAACGUCAAAUUUAUUGUAUUUAGUGUAAAUGUAUUCUUUCCAUAUCAAAUAUGAGCAUUAUACCAUAACGAGUCUUGAAUGACACUCCCAUUAUCAAACUGUUUUCACCACCUUAAUUAAUUGUGGCUUUUGUAGUAAAUUGUUCCAUUUAAUAUUUUUUUUCUGUAUCCCUUGUAAUUCCUUUAUACAGCACGUAUGGAUUGGCCGAAAAGGUGAUUCAAAUUGUUGGCAAAUGAAGACAGACAAUGGAAUGAUAAAAAGGGCGGGUGACUGUAACGACAAAAAGAACUAUAUUUGUGAAAUUCCAGCGUCAGCAACAAGUACGUUUUCUAUCAUCACAUCGAGAAGGUUACACUUGCACAUUAUUGCAAAAGUAGCCCAAGCUCAAUACAAGAGCCCUGAACAACAUUAUUCUAUGCAGUUAAUUGUUUAUUCAUACGGCAACAACCACAUAAGACGUUGUCUGAAAAUUGUUACUUUUUUUCUAAAAUGCGAAAUGUACAUUAUGUUUUUCCUAUUAAGCUUUCGUUUAGGAUUUUCUGGUUAAAGUCUAUCAAAUUUUAAUGAAUGACUUCCAAUUUAAUAAAAGCUCCGCUUUUAGGCUUGUCUACAAGUUAUAUUUUCACGCUUUUGCUCCAGAGUUUGAGGUUAGAGACCUUGUCAGAGAUACUCGAUGGUUUUAAAGACUUCUAUUAUUCUGCAUUUAUCUUUAGGUACUGUUUGUUAUGAGUACCCUAUCAGGAAUUCCCCUGUUCCCAUUAAGGUCAACUGUGCUUUUCCAGAAAACCUUUGUUUCAAAUAUGACAAUACAACGGCAAACGGCGAACAAGUCACCAUUCAAGGCUGUAUAUCCGCUGAUCAAUGCAGACAAUUUGAUGGUCAUCAUUUUUACUGUUGUGAAGGAGAUCUGUGUAAUAGUGGUAAGUAAGCUCAAGUAUAAUGGACACAAAAUAGCUAAAAAUUGUUACUUUAGGUCCGCCGUGCUAUGUUCCCCAGAAACAGGGAAAACUUAGUUUAUAUUAACGAGGAUCCAUGAAGGAUGAAUAGCCAUGCUUAGCAGCGAAGUAGAUUUUAAGAACCUUUUUGUAAGUUUUCACAAGAUAAUGCACCUGUUUUAAUCAGCGCAUACUCGCACGUUUCCUAUGCCAUUUAUAAUGCAAUACCUUUCCUUGCAGUUAAGAACACCGAAACCGAAAAUCCGACCCGCGCCAUUUCUAAAGUCAUUUACAUCUCACUUGGUAUCACCUCCGCUUUUUUGCUACUGUCCGUGGCUAUUGCUGUCUGGUGCUACAGAAAAAAGAAGCUAAAGACUAUUGAAAGGUUUGUGUAUCUUUUAAUUUGCUAGCCACAUUGUUCGGCGUAAUUUUUUCUCUAGUUGAAGGUGAUCAAAAACACUUAUGUAAGCAAAAUUUUACUUUCCUAGUAUUUAAUUUUAGCGCGACGUUAUUGGUUAGAUUACGUCACGUGGCCACUUAGAGCGUCGUGCACCUGCCAUUGACAGUUACAAAGAGAACAAUCAAGCAUUUUGUUUUAGCCAAGGGGCUGAAAACCUAAAACAGACAGUAAGAAAGAAGAGAUCCUGAAGAAGAAUAUCUUGAAAAAUAUAUUAAAAAUUGACUUGACUGAUAAAAAGAUGUUAUUGCGUUCGACGUCGAGAGAACGCAACCUAGACUCAACGCCCAAGAGCUUGAGCACGAACAUUCAGCACAAACAAACUCAACUUUUGGUAGUCUGGGUGAAUUACCGAAAACGAUAGGCUGAAGGCUAAUGGCUAAAGUCCUUGGUUGACAGCUUUCUUCUGAGAUGCCUCGUUCUGCCAGCUGUUUAUUUUGACAGACAACCGCUGUUGAGCCUAUCUCGGACCAAGAGUUAUCUCUCAUAUCAACACGAUAUCAAACUAUGCCCCGUCGGCGAGGUUGCAUUUUUGGAAGGCAAAGGCCGGUUUCGAGAAGCGGCGUUUGACUUCUAAUCGGGUAUGGCAAAUUUUCGUUGUGACGUUUUCUCACUUAAAAAUGGGCUAGUGGAGCAAAUGUGUUCAGCAGUACCCAAAAGGGCAAGGGCUGGUUGAGUCGGAUGAAGCUUCAUUCAUCAAUGAAAUUACCCGUGCAUUAAAAUGAAAAAUUUCUCUUAGAUCCCGUUUACACGGGACCGGACAAAUAUUUCAACGAAUGAUUCAGGCUUUUCCCGUGCAACCCUUUUACACUGUGGAACCGUGCAAAUUCUGUAUCAAAUUUCAGUAUGAUUUGCCAUUCAAAAACUUGCCCUGUUUGUGGGUUUCGUGUAAACGAAAUGCAGCGUUGUGCAAGUUUUUGUCCGUUCGUAUGUCCGGAUCUGUUUAGAGUAAACGUGGUCUUAAAUGUCUUUAAACUGUCACCAACCUUGUUGGGAAUUGCCCCCAAAAUAGUUGCUAUCCAACACACUCACAGAAGGUUUCUAUUCCUUUCCUCACAGUACACACUCUCAUCACAAAAUAAUUCUCUUUUACUAUCUCCUAUUGUUCUACUAUUUUACUAUCAAUCACGAGGUUUUCAGCUUCACUUUCAAUUAUAAAGUUCAGGGCUAUCAGGUUCUCACGUGUAAUCUAUCACUUACCACCUCUUUUAAAUCACGUGACUAAAAUCAAACCCAACUUAAAUCAUGUUUAGAAAGGAGAUUGGUUAUUAUUUCCGACACUCUCCACGAUAUGUCUACCUUUAGGUGACAUAUGUUGCAUUUAUCUCUAGAAAACAUAUCAUACUAAACGUUCUUGUAAGUCAAAACGAUAACAGGGAACGAAAUGAUUCUCAAACUCUCUACAGAGUCGGUGUUCAAUGUUCAGUUGGCUUGCUCUUUGUCAGCAAUAUCUUGCAUUCGUACUCUCGCUGCCAUUGCAGCGUCACGGGUAGGUCUGAACUCUGGAACCUCCGGGUUUAGCUGUUCCUGAGUUGUCAAAGGUGUCCGGUCGCACGAUAGUUCUAAGGGCUAGAGGUGGUUUAGCAGCGGCUCUGACGUUUGAAACGGUGACAACCAUAAGACUGUUUUAUCACUCUCUUGGUCAGACGUCUGAGCCUCGGCACCCAAUGACGCUCUCUGAUCCGCGCCAUUGUUAAACAGACUCCCCCAUGCUACGCACGGAGAUGGGCGUCUUCAACGGGUUUCACUGUGUAGGGGUGUUUGUCAGCCAGGUAUACCGAGUAAUGUACCUGUACACGACCUCAACAUAUGAGUACCACCUGGUCGAUUUCUUUUAAACCCAGUCUUUGUCGAUCGUCUGUCACAUCAUUGCUUUGAAUCUCUUGAGGGCGCUUGGUCCAAAACAGGUGCUGGUUUUUAAUCUCGUCGGUCGUCAAUGGACCCAUCAUUCUUUCUUGUCUCUUCAGGCGUGAAUUCCGUAUGAAUCUCGCGGUCCAGGUGACAAUCGUCAACGUCUUGAACAGGUCAAAUUUCCCUAGCAGAACAUUGAGGCACCCAGUUGACGCAGUGGCGCCAUCAAAAAGUUCUUUGGUAAUUUUAGCCUCUGCUUGGCUCUCAGGAGUGCGGCUUGUCACGAUGUCUGUAGGCCACUUUUCUUUGUCUGAAAGCCAUUCUGGUCCUUGCCACCACACUUUGCUGUCAUCUACUUGCCCUCCUCGACUUCCCAGAUCUGCCGGAUUUUCCUUGGUGGGUACGUGGCGCCAAUUGAUCCCUGAAUGCUCUUGUACUUUCAUCACUCUGUUUGCUACGAACUGUUUGUACUCGCCGCCACCGUUUAUCCAAUGGAGAACCACUGAGCUAUCCAGCCAUCCAUAGCGACGUUAACAGGAAACCCUUCAAGCGCCUUCCCUACGUUUGUGAUAAGGUUCGUUGCCAUAUGUGCCGACACCAGCUCUAAUCGCGGAAUGAUCAGCCCCUGCUUCGCUAGUCGAGCCUUUGCAGUAACCAAACCCUGGCUCACCCCUGAUGGCUGUCUCACAACUGCAUGCACUGUUGCACACACUCCGUUCUUACUCGCAUCUCCAAAGGCAUGGAGCUCAAUUCCUUCAAUUUGCUCCUGGGCACAUGUCAGAGCCCUUGUUACCAUGACCUCGGCAGGUAACUCUUUCUUCCAUCGUGUCCAUUGGCUUGCUAGUGGUGGGGGUAGCGGUGCAUUCCAGGCCACCUUCACGUUGCAAACAUCUCUGUAGAUGAACUUUCCCUUGAUAGUUACCGGCGCCUCGAGACCAAGGGGAUCGUAAAUUCUUGCCAGAUUACGCAACAAUGUUCUUUUUGACGCGACUGCAUCAUAUUAAGGCAUGGUAACACUUAUCUGAUCUUCUAGAUUGUCUCACGAGAGUCCAAGAAAACUGCCGGUCUUUGCUUUUGUUUGACCGAGCUGCUGUUUAGCAAACGUGCCCUUGUCUUCAACUCCUCUUUCACUCUCUUCUAACUCGGCAACAUUCGAGAGCCACUUUUGCAGCAUGAACUUAGCAUCUUCGAAGAUUCUUAUGGCUCCCUCUUUCAUCUUUUUUCGCCUCUGGUGCUGUUGGUUUCCCGUUUAUCAAAUCGUCGACAUACACGCUUUGCGCAGCUCAGCAACAAAGUGUGGCAUACAAGACUCCCAGGUUUCAAGGCACUCUAUCACUCCCCCAAGAAGAAAGGGAGAAGGCAUGAGACCGAACAGAGCCCGCGUGAAUGUCAACACCUCCACUUCAGGAAUGUUUGCUGGUCUUCCAAUGAAAUCUAAGUGCAUCUCACUCUUCCUUCUUUAUGAACACCUGACGAAAGGCCUGUUGUAGGUCCCCACUGAUAAGGACUGGAUGAAAGCGCAUGCGUACUAAAAAUACUCCACAGGUGAUUCUGAAGCGGUGGUCCGGCAUACAGAGAAACAUUUAAGCUUGGCGCAUGAGGGUUCGCUCGAGAGGAGGCGUCAUAAACGAUCCUUAGCGUCAUAGUUUCAGCUCCUUUAAUCUUUAAUCUGUAAUCAAGGUAAUUGCCAAUAGUGCUUAUGCCAAUCCGGCAAUACGGAUCACCGGCUUGUGAGGUAUGUAGAAUUCUUUUCCCUGUGGUGAAAGACUUGCGACUUCUACUAUUCCCAAGGACUUCUGUUUUUUCAAUUAUCUCUCCACAACUCUCGGUCACAUCCAAGCGCUGGCGUCUAUUGCUUUAUUGUUUGGUAAAGGCGGAUGGUUACCUUUCCAUGGUAGCGAGGUCUCACACCAGCGUUCUGGGUGUCGUGCCAACUGUUCUCUGAACUCUGCGUAGACUGUUCGCUGGUCAUGUUCUGGGGUAUCUUCUAAAACCUAAGACGUCUAGCCGACAAAGUGCUGCAUAAUCCACAUGACUCGUUUGUGUCCGCAGCAUAUUCGUGUAGUCAAUCUCAGUUCCCGGUGACAUAAUAGUCCACCCCAGCUUGGUCUUUUUUGCUACUGGUUCCCCUAGGGGCCCAACGUGGCGGAGCUCGGACGUCUUGAUCCCUUUAUACUCGCUGGCCCCUAAUAUCAGGUGUAUUGGGAUAUAUGGCUUAGGGUCACAGUCCGUCGUCUCAACUCCCUUUAGAUGAGCGCCCGACUCGAUAAUCUUUUGAUAGUGUAGGUUAUUAAUCAUCAGCAACUCCAGUCUUUCGACCUUGGUAACGUCAACGUUUAAUUCUUCACUGCCAUCAGUUGAAUGUACUUUGAUUGUGGAAAGUCCUACUUCACGUGUGGUCGAUCCCAGCAUCAUUUCUAUUCGACGAACUUCUUUAGCCCGAGAGCGCUUGAGAAGUUUCUCCAAAAGCGCAGCUGAAGCAUACGAACUCUUAGCUCCAGUAUCCAGAAGUGCAGGUUACAGUACUCCCUCCACGCUUACUUUCACCACAUGAUAAACAACACGCCCUUGGUUCCCGGUGGCUGUCAACAAUUGGUCUCCUUGAUUGCAAAUCGAUCUAUGGUGUUUCUGUCUGCACUUCUGACAACACAUUCUACUCCUUCACUCAGCUGCAUGAUGUCUUGGCCCAGUGCAAUUAAAGCGCAUCCGCUUCUGCGCUAGCAUUCUUUUCCUCUCGUCUGUUGUGGUUACGUGCGUGCAAUCGCGCGAGAUGUGACUCGCGUCAUCACAGUAAACACAACGGCGUUUUUCCAUGGAUUCUGCGUGGUAAAAAAAACGAGAUUUGUUCUCAGGGCGCUUAGACGGAGUAGUCAUGCUUUCGACGUUAUUUCCUUCAGUCGCUGGGUUUACGUCUCUCCAUUUCUUCAGAGCUUGGGCCAAACGGGGUAAAUCCCAGUCUUGCCAGUUUUCUUGUCCCCUGACCAAAUCGGCUUUGAUUCCUGUCAAUUCAUCUAGCACGCUUAUUGUCAUUCCGUUUACUCUCUCAAUUUUUCCAAGCGUUUCCAGUGACUGGACGUUAAGCAGCAGUGUUUUGUAAAAGGAAUUCACUUUGUUUGGGUCGGCGCUUGUCACGGUGGGGAGUUGAAGAAUGUUAUUGACAUAGGCGUUGACAACUUCGCUCGUUUUUCCAUAUUCUUCUGUGAUUAUUUGUUUUGCUUUUUCAUAUCCCUCUGUAUUAAGCGGAAAUCCAUCGAUGUCUACCCUGGCUUUAGGCUCCAAUAGCUCUUGCAAGUAGGCAAAUUUUGUUACAGACGCUAAUUCCGUUUUGUCGAUUUCGGCCUCGAAUUUAUUCCAGAACGGCGUUGUUCAAUGCGUUGCUCAUUGGUUCUCUAUACGUCCACGUCUGCACAAAUAGUUGUGUACAAGCCAAACGUUUUACCGCUGGUAUGUUCUUCAGGUUGAAGCUAUGGUGCUUAAACGGAUAACAGUCACCGCUAUCAUUACGAUGACUCACGAGCGCUUUUUAAUUAAUAGCAACCUUAGCUUUUAUUAUGUCCUUUUUCUCCAGAUCACCUGAUUCACAACCCUCUGAUAAGUGGGAAAUGCUGCCUGAGCAAAUAGAAUUCGAGGGAGAGCUAGGGAGAGGAGAGUUUGGUGUUGUUUACAAAGCAACCUUUAGAAAGAGGGAUGAGAUGGAGGCGUUGGUCACUGAGACUUCCAAAUGGCCUUCAUCAUCCACGAAGCCGAAGGCACCACAGGUGGUGGCUGUCAAAGUUUUACAUGGUAAGAAAUAUUUUAAUCUACAAAACAAGAGACAAAGCCGUAAGCGCUAAUUGAAUUUGUAACUUAUUUCCAGUUGUUUAUAUGCAACAGAAACCAAUUCUUUUUUAUUUCUUGUUUGGACCUUUCUGAGACUCUAACAGAAAAUCAGUCGAAAAAAUCCAAUUUUCUAUAUUUCGUUUGCUUUGGUUCCUGUUAGUAUUGUUGUUAUUGUCGAUUAUUCUUUUCACCACUGUUCUCCUUCGAAAACAACAGCUACGGCCUGAGGGUAAAUAGCGUAGGGGUUCAAGAUAGCAUGCCUCACCCACCCUGACUGUUCCAGAUAGCGCAUCCCCUCCAAUUAAGGCUGCGAACUAAGAAGAUGGGGUGGUAAAGUGACUAUUAAACUGAAAUGCACUUAGAAGGUAGAAUCUACCUGUCCUUUUGUACAUAGGAGGAUGCGUGCGAUAAAAAGGGAUGAAUAUUUGUCAUGCAAAUGAAAAAUCUAGCACUGAAAUAAUAUGCUGUCACAGGAAGAAUGAAGAAGACAUAAUCAUUUUAUCAAAUUGUCUUUAGAUGAUCCAUCUGAGGCACAGAUAGAAGAGUUCACGUUUGAGAUUGAACAAAUGAAACUGUUAGGCUCACAUAAGAACGUUGUAUCCAUGGUUGGAUGCUGCACGCUUGAAGAGAAAAUGUUCCUGGUCAUAGAAUACGUUCCGUGUGGUGACCUUUUGACGUGGCUACGCCGCAGAAGAAAAAAG
Molecule: messenger RNA, 10377 nt
Organism: Porites evermanni
Lineage: Eukaryota; Metazoa; Cnidaria; Anthozoa; Scleractinia; Poritidae
Source: the annotation of a GenBank genome assembly